UGUGAUUUUGUUGCGGAAAGUAGCGCGUGCUGGCGGCUUAGUCGAAGUCUCGUGGGUUCGUUUACGUAAUAUUUUUUCUCGAUUUUUUAUUAUUAUUUUUCGAAUAAAAAUAUAUUAUUUAAAAUAUAGAAUUAAAACGGAAAAAUAUUGAAGUGAAUGAUGUGAUUUUUCGCGCCAUUAUUUUUCGAGCAAAUGUGAUCCGCGAUCGUUGAUUUUUUUUCUAUUUUUUUUUUUAUUUUUAUAAUUAUUUUUUCUAUUUUAAUCAACGUCGAUAAUAAUAUUUCGCGAUGUGAAUAAUCGCGCGACGUUGUUCUCGUGGAGGUUUCUUCGUGUAUAGAUACGUAUGUUUUUCGCGUCGUUGUUUUUUUGUUUCUUCCAAAAGCUGGAAUUCGAUCGCCGAAGAUACCCGGUCGCCGAAAUGACGGCACCUAGAAUUAUUUUAAUCGCGAUUUUACUGACGACGUGCGGAGGAGUCUGGGCCAAUAACGGAGGCAAUAACGACGUAUUCCCGGUAAAUGGCAAAGUGAACGGUCAUCCUAUUGUAAAUCUAAUCGUCGGAGCGGCAGGAGAGUCUUCUUCGACGACCACUUUGUCAAAAUGCCCGAAAGGAUGCACGUGUACUUCGCUAACGGUGGAUUGCUCGCAGAAAGGAUUCGUCUCGAUGCCGGAGAAUUUACCGACAAAUGUGGAAAGACUAGAUCUACAAGGGAACAAUAUUUCGACGAUCCUGGCGACAGAUCUGGAAGCAUUGAGCAGUCUAAAAGUGUUGCAGUUAAUGGAUAACAAGAUACAGAACAUCGAAAACGACGCUUUUUUAGAUUUGGUCAGAUUGGAAAGACUAGACAUCAGUCGCAAUAAAUUACAAACGAUAGGAAGGAAGACGUUUCGCGGAGCUGCGUCGUUAAAAACGCUGAGAUUGGAUUAUAAUGAGAUUAUGUGCAUCGAAGCAGGCUCCAUUGCGCAUCUAAAGAAGCUCGAGAUAUUAACGCUGAACAACAAUAAUCUAACAUCGUUACCAGAAGAUCUAUUCCAAGAUUUAUAUCGUUUACGUACAGUUCGAUUAUCGGAUAACGAUUUCGCUUGCGACUGUCGUCUGUUAUGGCUGGGAAAAUGGCUUCGCAGAUUUCCUCGUCUCGGUACCCAGACUCGGUGCGCUUAUCCGAGCCAAUUCAAAGGUCAUAAUAUAGUCGACUUACACGAACAAGAUUUCCAAUGCACAGACGAAUCGUGGACGAAUAACCAAUGCAGUACGGGAGAAUCGAUAUGCCCAUCGCCUUGCAAAUGCACCGACGGUAUCGUCGACUGCAGAGAGAAACUGUUAACCAAGGUACCCACCAGAUUACCCGAAGAUACCACCGAAUUGCGCUUGGAACAAAAUCAAAUCACCGAGAUACCAUCGAGAGCAUUCUCGCAUUAUAAACGAUUAAGAAGAAUCGACUUGAGCAAAAACCAAAUCGUGAAAGUAGCUCCGGACGCGUUCCAAGGCCUAAAAUCUCUAACAUCGUUAGUAAUGUAUGGAAAUAAAAUAAAAGAAUUAGGAAACGGAGUUUUCCACGGAUUAACCUCGCUCCAGUUGCUGUUAUUAAAUGCGAAUGAAAUCUCGUGCAUUAGAAAGGAUACAUUCAAGGAUUUGAAUUCGUUGAAUCUACUGUCGUUGUACGAUAACAAUAUCAAAUCACUCAGCAACGGAACUUUCAACAAUUUGAAGAGUAUACAAACAUUACAUUUAGCUCGUAAUCCGUUCAUCUGCGAUUGUAAUUUACGAUGGUUGGCCGAAUAUUUGCAUAAGAAUCCGAUCGAAACAUCCGGCGCUAAAUGCGAAAGUCCGAAACGUAUGCAAAGGAGAAAAAUCGAAUCCCUUCGAGACGAGAAAUUCAAAUGUAUCGAAGAUGUAUACAAAGAGAACGGUUUGGGAGAUUGUGGUAGCGAUGUGGCUUGCCCGAGCGGAUGCACUUGCGAUGGUACCGUGGUCGACUGCUCAGGAUUAAGACUUACAGAGAUACCCAAAGAUAUUCCUAUUCAGACUACCGAAUUGUUAUUAGCCAAUAACGAAUUGACGGUGGUUAAAUCAGACGGAUUGAUUGGCAGAUUGCCCAAUUUGUAUAAGUUGGAUUUCCGCCGAAAUCAUAUUUCCAAAAUUGAAGAAAAUGCUUUCGAAGCGUCGUCUAAAUUGUUUGAAUUGAAUUUAUCAGAGAAUAAAAUCAGAGAAAUUAAUAACAAGAUGUUCAAAGGAUUGCAUAAUUUGAGAAUUUUAUCACUUCACGAUAAUUUGAUCACAUGUAUCAUGCCAGGUUCAUUCGAUAUGCUGACUGCUCUACAUACUUUGAAUUUGCAAUCAAAUCUGUUCGUAUGCAAUUGCCAUUUGGCCUGGUUCUCGGAAUGGUUAAGGAAGAAGGGUCUAACCGGAGGAAAUGCCAAAUGUACUGGUCCAGCGAAUGUCAAAGACAUGGCUAUUUACGAAUUAUCAACGUAUCAGUUCAAAUGCACAAGUGAUAAUGAUCAAGGCUGCUUGGGCGAAAAUUAUUGUCCUCCGAAGUGUACGUGUACUGGAACCAUUGUCCAAUGUAGUCGAGCAAAGUUCACGGAAAUACCUCGAGGACUUCCGGCUGAGACUUCUGAAUUGUAUUUCGAUGUGAACGAAAUAACCAAUGUGCAAGUGGAACGCAUCAGUCAUUUGAAAUCGUUAACCAGAUUAGAUUUAAGCAAUAACCAGAUUACAGUUUUAUCGAAUUACACGUUUGCCAAUCUUACCAAAUUGUCCACAUUGAUUGUCAGUUACAACAAAAUCCAAUGCAUAGAACGAAACGCCUUUUCCGGAUUGAAACAUCUAAGGAUAAUUUCACUUCAUGGAAACGAUAUCUCAAUGAUUCCAGACGGUGUCUUCUCUGAUUUGCAUUCAAUCACUCAUUUAGCUUUAGGAUCCAAUCCUCUAUAUUGUGAUUGCAAUCUGCAAUGGUUGGCUGAAUGGGUGAAGAAGGAUUUCGUCGAACCAGGUAUUGCAAAAUGCGCCGAACCAUCGAAUAUGAAAGAUAAACUCAUUCUGACUGCCCCAGUACAAUCGUUCCAGUGCGCAGAACCAGUCAAGAAAGAGAUUCUAUCGAAAUGCAAUCCGUGUGUAUUGUCACCCUGUAUGAAUGGUGCUGCUUGCCAGCUUCAAGGCGGUCGUCAGUUCACUUGCGAUUGUCCUCCUGGAUUCCAUGGUAAAUUAUGCGAACAUAUGAUCGAUGCUUGUUACGGAAACCCUUGCCGUAAUGGAGGAUCUUGUCGAUUACUCGAAGAGGGCAGGUUCAGCUGUGUAUGCCCUCCUGGAUUCACCGGCGACAGAUGCGAAACAAACAUCGACGACUGCCUGACCAACAAAUGCGAAAACAACGCUACCUGCGUCGAUCUAGUCCAAGCCUACGAAUGCAAAUGUAACCAAGGAUUCAUGGGCAACUUCUGCGAAACCAAGAUACCCUUUUGUACCAAAGAAUUCAACGCUUGCCAAAACGGCGCCAAAUGCGUCGAUCAUUUUACUCACUACACCUGCGAAUGCAGCGCCGGAUUCGUCGGCGAGAAUUGUACCACGAACGUUGACGAUUGCGCCAAUCAUCUAUGUCAGAAUGGCGGAGUGUGCGUCGACGGCAUCAACGAUUACACUUGCAAGUGUCCUGGUGACUUUAGUGGCAAGUUUUGCGAAAUUGAGCCUAUGGUAGCGAUGCUUUAUCCUCAAACGUCGCCGUGUCAGCAUCACGACUGCAAGAACGGUAUCUGCUUUCAACCUGCCGGAUCAAACGAUUAUAUUUGUAAAUGUGCUCCUGGUUAUACUGGUAAACGAUGUGAAUACUUGACAUCAAUUACGUUUGUGCAUAACACAUCGUAUGUUGAACUGGAACCAUUGAGGACUAAACCAGAAGCUAACGUUACCAUCACUUUCUCAACGACUCAAGAUAAUGGUAUCAUAUUGUACGAUGGUCAAUCCGAGCAUUUGGCUGUUGAGUUGUUCAAUGGCCGGAUUAGAGUCAGCUACGAUGUGGGAAAUUACCCAGUUUCGACGAUGUUCAGUUUCGAAAUGGUCUCCGACGGUAAAUACCACACCGUAGAACUGCUGGCGAUCAAGAAGAACUUCACAUUACGCGUAGAUCACGGUAAAGCUCGAUCUAUCGUCAACGAAGGUACACGAGAAUACCUCAGACUGACUUCACCCUUAUUCAUCGGCGGUCUGCCUUCCGAACACGGAGCCGAAGCCUUCUCUCGAUGGCAUCUUCGUAAUUUAACCAGUUUCAAUGGUUGCAUGAAAGAAGUAUGGGUGAAUCAUAAACUGGUAGACUUCAUGAACGCCAUCAGACAGCAAAAGGUGACACCCGGAUGCGGCCUGAUACAAGAAGAAGAACAGCAGCAUAUGUUCGACGAAGACGGAGGCGACGAGUACGUCAAAGAGCACAUCAUGGAGGAUAGCGAAGACGAUCGAGUAGAUACAGUCGACCUGUGCACCGGGAACCGAUGCAAACACGAAAGCAAAUGCGUACCUCAGCCUCCCAACGACUACAUGUGUAAAUGUAACGCCGGAUGGUCCGGCAAAUUCUGCGAUCAAGGAUCGAGCUGCAAAAAAGAAUUCGUCAAAGAAUACUACUCGGAGAACGGCUGCCGAUCGCGUAAACCGAUCAAAAUCGCCAAAUGCCAAGGCGGUUGCGGUACCGGCUGCUGUCAGCCUCGUAAGACGAAGAAACGCAAGGUGCGACUGAUCUGCAGCGACGGCACCAGAUACUCCAAAGAUAUCGAUAUUCCUCGCCGAUGCGUUUGCGCCAAGAAAUGUUACUGACUAAUAAGCCCCUCCAUAAUGACAGUAGCUCUGCCGCAGCCUAUCAACGUCGUAGCUAUGCCACCAAUCAAGGUUGUAGCUCUGCCGCCGGUCAACGUCACUCAUACCAAUGGCUAUCACAGAGCCGACCACGAUAGCUUCUUCUCAAAUCAAUUCUUCAUCUAUUACCUACGCUUCUCGUUGUUGAUACAUAUUUUAAUCUUGGUCUUAUGGUCGUUUUGGACCUGCUUCAUUCACCUGUUACCCAUCUAAGUGAUACUUACAUAAUAUAAUGUGUGUGUAAUGUACGUACCUCUCUCUGUACCUACUCGUAAAACUAUAUAGAGUUUUACCUGUCUCUACCUUACCUACUUGUACCUUUUUUUCACUCUCUCAUACUCGGUCUAUCUUCCCAUCGUCAAUCUCUAUACUUACUUACCUAUCUUGUACGUAUAAGUGAAAGGAUCCGUGAUGCUAGAAAGAUAAUAUAAACCGGGGGAUACUUUGGGGCGCACCCCUAUCCCCCAGUAUCAUUUUUAUAACUAAGAUCUGGAAACCAACCCGCAUGACCGGGGGCUACAUCGCAGACCCUUUUUUAUUGCAUUUAUUUCGCGGAUUUUCAUAAUUAUUAACUUGAUAUUUGACUGAUUCGAAAUUCUCACUGUAUUGAUGAUUGUAGAGGGGAGGAGGGAGCGAAAAAAACAAGUAUGUAGUUUGGUUCGGAGUUUUGGUGUUUUUUAAAUUACCUACAAUUUUUUUAUUGUUGGAUCCUUUUGCUUAGAUGUUUUUUUUUCGUACUACCUCACGAAUGAUAUUUUCCUUCAAUGAAGCAGGUGCAAUUACGAGUACAUUUAUAUUUUGUGUAUACGAUGGAGAGAAAACUGGUCGUUGUAGCGUCGAUAUUGUACCCCCCCCCCCCCCCUCGUAGACCACACACUUUUCACUUUUUUCUGAUUUAUUUGAGUGAGUGGGUGUAUAAUAUUGAAAAUAUUGAAUACGUGUUUUCUUCAAGAAACAGGCAUUUUGCCAAAUAUUGGCAUUUUUUUUUGAACGCGUCGUUUUUUGGAAGAAGGUCAAUUAUUGUCAUUUUUCAAAAAUUGUGAUGUUAAAAAAAAAGUCACAUUAUUGCAGAGAUUAGGUAAUUUUCUAAAAAUGUACAUUGUUUUGAACCCAAAGAUGCAAUUUUUCCACAAAUUUGCAUUUUUACCUAACUUUUUCAAAAAUUUGUAUUUUUUCCAAAAAUUGGUAGUUUUUUCAAAAGUUGAAAUUUUUUUCCAAAAAUUGGCAGUUUUUCCCAGAAAUUAACAUUUCUUUCAAAAAUUCACAUUUCUUCCCAAAAAAUGGAAUUUUUUCCAAAAUUUUGCAUUGUCAUUUGUUUUCAAAACUUGGCUAUUUUCUUAAAAAUUGAAAUUUUUAUCUAAAAAUUGGCAAUUUUUCCAAAAAUUUGCAAUUUUUCUAAAAAUUGACAUUCUUCCCCAAAAAAUUGACAGUUCUUUUUUAAAUCAACAUUUAGCAUGUAUUCCAAAAAUUGUUUUUUUUUUUUUUUUUUUUUUUAAGGUAUCUUCUCCAAAAAUGACAUUUUUUUCAAAAGCUGCCAUUUUUUCGGAAAUUAGAAUAUUUUUCCCAGGCAUUGUUUCUAAAACUUGUCAUUUUUUCCAAAUGAAAAUUUUCUCCAAAAAUUGGCAUUUUUCCAAAACUGGGCAUUGACAUUUUUUCCAAAAAUUGUCAUUUUAUAAAAUUGGUAUAUUUUUCAAAAAUUGACAUUUUUCUUCAAAAAUUGGCAUUUUAAAAAAUUGGUAUCUUCUCCAAAAUUUGGUGUCGUUUCCAAAACCGUGCAUUUUUUCCAAAAAUUGAAAUUUUUCCCGGAAAUUGACAUUUUUUUUCCAAAAAUUGGCAUUCUUCUUCAAAACUUGGCAUUUUUCCCAAAAAUUGAAACUUUUCCCCAAAAUUGGCCGUUUUUUCCAAAAAUUGGCAGUUUUUUAAAAAACAACUUUUUUUACAAAAAUUGGCAUUUUAAAAAAUUGGUAUCUUCUCUAAAAUUUGGUACCUAUUGUUUCCAAAACCAGACAGUUUUUUUUCAAAAGUUAGCGUUUUUUUCAAAAAUUGUCAUUUCUUUUAGAAGUUGAAGUUUUUUUCAAAAUUUGACAUUGUUUUCAAAACUUGACACUUUUCUUAAAAAUUGGCAUUUCUUCCAAAAAUUGAUAUUUCUUUCCAAAAAUUGGCAUUUUUUUUCAAAAAUUAACAUUUUUUAUUCAAAAGUUGGCAUUUUUUUCAGAAAUAGGAAUUCGUUCCAAAAUUUUGCAUCGUUUCCAAAACUUGGCAUUUUUUCCAAAACUUGGCAUUUUUUUCAAAAAUUGAAAUUUUUUUCCAAAAAUUGGCAGUUUUUUCCAAAAAUCAACUGUUUGCCAAAAAUUGACAUUUUCCCUCAAAAAAUUGGCAGUUUUUUUCAAAAUCAACAUUUUUUUCCAAAAAUUAGCAUGUAUUCCAAAACUUGGCAUUUUUUUAAAAAAAAAAGGAUCUUCAACAAUUGACAUUUUUUUCAAAAGUUGGCAUUUUUUCGGAAAUUGGCAUUUUUUUUCAAAAUUUGGCAUUGUUUCUAAAACUUGGCAAUUUUUCCAAAAAUUGGAAUUUUUUUCAAAAAAAUCAGUAGUUUUUUCAAAAAUCAACCUUUUUUCCAAAAAUCAACCUUUUUUCCAAAAAUUUACAUUUUUUCCGAAAAUUGGCAGUUUUUUUAAAAAUUAGCAUGUAUCUCAAAAAUUGGAAUUUAAAAAAAAUAGAAAUUGGGCAAUUUUCUAAAUUUGAUUUUUUAAGUGACUUUUUUUCAAAAAUUAAGGUCAGCACUUUUAAAAGUUGACUUAUCUUUCAAAAGUUGACAUUAAAAAAAAAUUGUUUUCAAAAAUUGGCAUUUCUCAUUUUUUUUCUAGACACGUUAUUGUAAAUUGAGAUUCAAAAAUUUCUCCCUCCCACCCCCCCCCCCCAUUUUUUCGACGAUGAAGGCGCUUCAAUGUUUAGUUUUAUCUCCACUCAAGCCCAAGAUCAAAGCUCAACGAGGUGGAAUAUAAUUUUAAAAAUAUCCACCAUCGUUAAUCAUUAAUCUCGGGCUAUAAAACUACGUGAUUUAAUCCUAAAACAAACGAUCGCGAUGGACCAUUUGAACAAAAAAAAAUAAGUAUCAAGCUAAGUACUAAGUAAAUCUUCUCCUAUAAAAAAAAGGAGUAAAAAUUGGCAACAAAAAAAAACCUGUGUAAUCGAGUGUUAAGAAACCAAUUAAAAAGUACCUAGACCUAAGUAGGCUACGUAUUGGGCAUUUUUUUUGUAUUUUUAAAACACAUUGAUUUUCAUAUGUAUUUGAUUAACGCGCGAAUAAUAAUUUUUAAAAAAAUGUAUAGAAAAUGAAAUCUAAUAAUACCUAUUAUCGUAAUAUGAUCGUAUUAGCAUUUGUGUAGCAUUUACAAAAUUUUAAAAUUUAUAAAAAAAAUCCUCUUUAAUAAUACCUACGUAUAAAUAUUAUAUUUUUAAUCUACGAUUCGGCGUCCGGAUAUAGAGUAUUAAUUACCUACCGUUCAGUCUCUCUCGUAUCCGGAAUCCGACUCGGAAAUAUUAUUACGUUUAAAUUUACGAAUAUUAAUUAUUUAUGUAUGUACUAGAAGAGCAAAAUAUGUACUAUUUUACGAUUGGUUUGGUGAGGCGUUGGAAUUUGGUGGUUAAGAACCUGGCAAUGUGUUAAUUUGAAACGAUACGCGGAUGAAGUGAAGGAGCAGUGCUUGUGUUGUUCUCGUCGUUAAGUAAAGAUGGAGGGGCUUUUUUGAUAAUACGAAAGCUGUGUAUAAUUUGUUUUUAAUUUACUUUCUUUUUAUUUUUAUUAAUUAUUUUUUUUUUCAUUUUCAUGUUCUUAUUAAAAUAUCAGGGAUUCGUGUAAAUAAUUUUGUACGUGUGUAAAAUGAUGAAAAAAUAUGUAUCUCGAAAGCUUUAUUAUGUUUGUGUGUGUGUGUCUUUUACUCUUUUUUUUCUCCUCUAGUUUCCUACGUUAGUCUGUUUUUUCUUAUUAUUAUUUUUUUUUUCUCUCGUGUAAUAUUUAUCAUUGCAUUAUUAAUAUGUUUUAUGUAUUUUUUUUCUCUCUUUGAUGUUGUUAUUGGUAAUUUUAAUUUUAACUUUGUACGUUUUUACAAUGGAUAUUUAUAUAUGUCUUUGCCUAUAUAGUAUUACAGUCAAAAUAUCUGUGCUGUAUUGUUUCAAUUAUAGUAAUUUUUCAAAAUCA
Messenger RNA from Planococcus citri (citrus mealybug), 9038 nucleotides. RefSeq names its product slit guidance ligand (gene sli). Gene Ontology annotation, biological process: axon guidance. Gene Ontology annotation, molecular function: Roundabout binding; calcium ion binding; heparin binding. The record is from RefSeq and is a predicted model, not a curated record. NCBI's taxonomy places the organism in Eukaryota, Metazoa, Arthropoda, Insecta, Hemiptera, Pseudococcidae. The transcript is spliced from 31 exons. The coding region runs from base 344 to 4801 and encodes 1485 amino acids.